This is a messenger RNA of Oncorhynchus tshawytscha (Chinook salmon), 2816 nucleotides long. RefSeq names its product voltage-dependent calcium channel gamma-5 subunit-like. The coding region runs from base 1044 to 2195 and encodes 383 amino acids. The record is from RefSeq and is a predicted model, not a curated record. Lineage: Eukaryota; Metazoa; Chordata; Actinopteri; Salmoniformes; Salmonidae. The transcript has 4 exons. Gene Ontology annotation, biological process: positive regulation of synaptic transmission, glutamatergic; regulation of AMPA receptor activity; neurotransmitter receptor transport, postsynaptic endosome to lysosome. Gene Ontology annotation, cellular component: postsynaptic density membrane; AMPA glutamate receptor complex. Gene Ontology annotation, molecular function: nucleic acid binding; voltage-gated calcium channel activity; channel regulator activity.
GCUACCACGGCAAUUUGUUACUUCAAAAACGUUCGAGGUCUUUAUAAUCCAUUAGGACACAUUUUAUAUCAGCAACAUUUUAUACACUGCCUGUGGGGCAUAUUCUGGCCCUGUCCAUGGAGCUGAAAUGUUACCAAAGCAACGCUUUGACUGCGAAAGAACAUGGAUAGACGGGAAGAAUAACAGGUCGUAGCUUCACUGAUGCCACAACAAACAUACAUAAUCAGUUAGCUUUUGCGAAAUAGGCCUAACAAAUUGUGCCAGGAAAAGUAGUUCUCCCUUGGGUGGAGAGGGAAAUGCAAGGGGCGAUAUAAUAGCUGAGAUGCAAUCAACGUUUUCCAGCCAGCUUUUAAUUAUGGACGCUACACUGAUAGGCCAUAUGCGCGUAAAUAAUUGGAUAAAUGACCAUAUGCGUCUCCUUUGGGUGUCAGUGCUACAUUUAGUUGUAAUGCUUUGUAAAUGUUAUGCACACAUAAAUACCAUAGUCAGACAAAAUGUUUAAUAAUAAUGUAGUAAAUAAUUAUCACUUUUUUAAAUGUAAUUGGUUAUGAUGCUAAAGUCACCCACAGGUACUUGUCUUGAAUGUCACAUGAUGGAAGCUUCGUCGUGGGUUUGAUGCUUGAUUGAAGAGCUGUGUCGUAUUCAGCUCACUCGAAUCCAGAACGUUGACGAACGAAAGUCUAUGGGUGCCAAUCUCUGGACCGUAGUUUUAUCCAAAAGAGGGACAUUAUUUGUGUUCUGCAUUUCGCAAAAGCUAACUUUGAUUUUGUUUAAUCAGUGAAGCUUCAUAGGCUAACCAUAUCCCCAAAGGCUGCCGCUGCCCAACUGCUGGCGCCAGGCUGAGGUGGAGUGCGCAACGAGUAUUGUCCUGUUGUGGGGCACUAAGUGCGCGACACAUCCACUGCUUCUCCGCGAGUCUGUAGACAAGUGUAGAGCGACACGAGAGGAAAAGUAUUGUAAGAAAAAUAGCGCUUUCCUCGACGAGACUUAUUUGUGAAGCUCCUCUUUCUGCCGGCGGCGCCCCCUGCAGUUGUGGAUGUGGUAUGACCCUGUGUGGCAGGAAGGUGUUGACAGUGCUAAGCAGCGUGUUCGCUGUGUGUGCCCUGGGCCUGCUGGGCAUCGCUGUCAGUACUGACUACUGGCUCUAUCUGGAGGAGGGCGUCAUCCUGCCCCUCAAUCAGAGCACUGAGUUACGCAUGUCCCUGCACUCGGGCCUCUGGAGGGUCUGCUUCACAGCUGGAGAUGAGAAGGGCCGUUGUUUCACCAUUGAGUAUGUGAUGCCCACCAACGUGCAGCUGACGUCGGAGUCUACGGUUAGUGUGCUGACUCCCGAGCCCACCCUGUCUCCGUCUUGUGUCGUGGGACCCAUACAGUGGGAAAUCCAAUCAGCCAUCCAAGAGGCCCUAAGCCACGACCCAACACCUCCCGACACCCCUGCAGGCAAGACCUACGUUCUGGCAUCUGUCAGACCCCAGCUAAUGCAGUGGUACCAUACCUCGCUGAGUUCUGGCCAUCCCAGGAUCACCCGGACCAUGGAGCUACUGACACGCAAGUUCUGGUGGUCAUCCCUAACAGCAGACGUCAGAGAUUACGUGCUUUCCUGUCCCGUCUGUACAUGGGCAAAGAGCCCUCGCCAACUACCUACCGGUAAGCUCGAGCAUUUACCUACACCACACGGACCAUGGUCCCACAUCGCCAUGAAUUUCCUCACUGAUCUGCUAAACUCUUCGGGCUUCACUACUAUUUUAGUUGUAGUGGACCAGUUCUCCAAGGUGGGCCGACUCAUCCCCCUUCCGUAUCUACCUAAUGCCAUGGAAAUGGCCGAGUGCAUGUUCCAACAGGUGUUUUGUCUGUAUGGGAUCCCAGUUCGUCUCCAGGGUGUGGCGAGCCUUCUGCGACCGGCUGGGAGUCUCCAUCAACCUAUCCUCCGGAUACCAUCCCCAAGCCAACGGGCAGACGGAACACCUGAAUCAGGAAAUGGGGAAGUACCUUCACCAACACUGCACCCACCAACCACACGAGUGGAGUCGCUAUCUAGCCUGGGCCGAAUACGCACAGAACUCCCGGGUGCAUUCCUCCCUCCAUCGCACUACUUUUCAGUUUGUCCUCGGACACCAACCCACGUGUUCCCAUGGGAGACAGAGCCCGGAACUGUGCCUGACAUCGAUGAGUGUGAGCAGGUUUCGACAGUGUGAGCAGGUUUGGGAGACAGCACAUCGGCACCUACAUCAAGCUUCCCUCUCCCAGAAACGUUCGCCGACCUACUCCACUCUUCCAACCUGGGCAACGUGGGUGGCUCUCUACCCGGGACAUUCAGUUUCGUGACCCCUGCAAAAAGUUCAGUCCCCGGUUCAUUGGUCCUUUCAAAAUUACACAACGCAUCAAUCCUGUCACCUACAGUCUCCAGUUGCUCCGCCAUUACCGGAUCUCCUCGUACUUCCAUGUGUCCCAUCUCAAGCCUGUGAGGUACAGUGGCUCACCCUCUCCAUUUGAUGUCGGCGGUGCACCGGCUUAUUCCGCCAAGUCCUCCUUGACUCCAAGCGCCUGGGUGGUCGCAUCCACUACCUGGUGGAUUGGGAGGGGUACGGACCUGAAGAACGGUGCUGGAUCCCCGCCCAGGACAUCCUCGACCCAGCUAUGAUCCUGGCUUUCUACCGUCCUGACCGCCCAGCUCCACGUCCCCAGGGAGGCCCCCUGCUCAGCUUCCUAAGCCGUCAAGAGCCGCCCAUGGAGGGGGGUACUGUAACGUCUGCUUCCAACUCACUCUCAAACACGUAGAUCCCCUGAACGCAGCUCACUUUCCAGCCCACUUUCCA